This is a messenger RNA of Diachasmimorpha longicaudata, 2881 nucleotides long. RefSeq lists its product as uncharacterized. The coding region runs from base 183 to 509 and encodes 108 amino acids. The record is from RefSeq and is a predicted model, not a curated record. The transcript is spliced from 2 exons. Lineage: Eukaryota; Metazoa; Arthropoda; Insecta; Hymenoptera; Braconidae.
CCUGUUGACAAUGGAUACACAUUUAUUAAUCGAUUUAACAACAAUUUUCAGUCGGUCCUAAUUUGCAUUUCGUAUCUCCCCUGUUAUUCACGAAUUUCCAACAAAAGGAGAGUCUCUCGCCUGAUCCUUUGAACUCACCUGAACCCCCAACCCCUUUCUACCCUUCUCCACUCGCUGUGUGAAUGGGGUUGAGGGCUUUUCGCGUAUCCAGAACUCCCCCGGGGGUUUCAUCUCCUGGUAACUAUGAGAAACGGCCGACUGGGAUAGUGCAGUGUCCAAUAUACAAAGUUGAAGGGAAACGAUGGUGUGGGGGUGGGGUUUAUAUCGUCGACGUAAUGUGCCACCUUCGGCGGUGUAUUUUGCUAGAUAAGAGGGAGGGCCCGGUGAAUGGUCUAGUCGAUCGAGCUGAUGAUCGGAUGGCCCAGAUGCCCGGAGAGAAAUCUAAUUUUUUAAUACUCCGCACAUCACCAUUUUUAAAACACAAAUCAAUCGAUAAACUUCUCUCCUGAGUAUUGAAACGUCCGCGAUGUGGUGCCUCAGCAGAUAAAAAUUCCUGGACAUCGAUUCUCAUCCACAGAAUUUGUCGUUAGUAUUAUUAAUGUUUAUAAUCAGUAAUGAUAAUGUGAGGAAUGUCACCAUGAUGCAAUGGGUAAUAAAUUGUUUAUCUGUCCAGCAAUCGAGAUGAAAAACUUCCAUUGAUUUUAUGCUAUCCAAUGAGACUUUUUACGAGCGUCAAUGUAUAAAUUUAAUAAUUCCCAUUGCAGAACUUUGAACCCUUGAAUGAUACGACCUAUCUGCUGAGCAAGAAUUUCACAUUUGCUGGGCUUAUUUUUUUAUUCGAUCUCCAGCAAAUUUUUUAUGUGAUAGGAUUUUAUCGUACUGAUACUAUCGAGUCAAACUCUACGAUUGGUAUUGGCUAAGUUUUGGCUCUGGGUAAGUUAAACUUUGAAACUCUCAAUCUGAAGCAACUACUGAACUUAUUCGAUUUAAUCUUCGUUUUUUUUUCACUGAAUGGUCAUGAGAUUUUUGUCCAGUGGACUGUCCAGCCUCUAGCGAGGUACUUUGCCAUCAGGUUGAUGUAAUUAUCGGGGCAAUUGACCGUAUCAUGAGGGACAAUUCACUGAAAAAAAUGGUACAAAUCAUUCAUUAGUGUUUUAUUAUUUACAGGUGAUGGUGGUACUGGUGGAUAUGUACAAUUGCAAUGGGCAUUGAAAUAGGUCGUUCGAACGAGAAGUCUGAAACUCCGUCGAGCGAAUAAUUUCCCGUCUUUUCACUUAGUUAACUGGAGUUUAUACACAGGUGAGUGAGUCCUCGAUAGCCAACGACCACAGCAAACUCUCGGGAGCUUAUUAUUGGCACAUCAAUGACGGACAAUGAGGAGAGUGGGAGGUGCUGUACAUCCGAGCUGCAUUUGUAUGUAUUCAGCUGCUUCAAUUGUAAGAAGUUUAAACGGUACAUGUGUCAAUGCUUUUUCAUGGAUUAAACUAUUUAGUGGAACAACCUGAUCCAUUAAAAAGUCAACAACAGAAAUAAAAAUUUUCAAAGAAAAUAUUUUAAUGAAUUAUUCUGUUUCUAUAAUUUUUUUUUUUUAAGUCGCGCGAUUCUGAUGGCUUCAACUCUAUUAAUUUGCCCCCGAUUUUAUAUUUAUCCGCCUCUGACUGUUGAAUAAUAAAUUAUGAUAAUUCAGACUGACAGGUGAUUCGAGAAUAUACAAUUAAAAAUAUACGAAAAUAAACCUCGAAUUUAAAUCGUUGAUUUUGACAAUAUGCUAAUUAGUGUCAUUAUUUUCCUCUCACGGGAAAAAUCCGAUUAUUCGAAAAUGAAUAAAUAUUGCGAAGAGCUCUUCAACGAAAAAUUUCCCCAGAAAAUCUACGUGAAGCGAUUGCUGUUGAAAUUUCCAUGACUCGUAAUUUUCAAUGUGUGGGAGAAUUUUAUUUCAAUCCAGCGGACCAUGUAUCGAGAAUCUCAAUAGAUACUUCAUUAACCCCUUGUGCUGAAUAGCCCGUUAGCCGACCGAUGGGUUUAGUGGAUUCCCAGUUCGAGGGGAUUAACGUGCUUCAUUCAUAAUUCAAUUAUAACCGAAAUGAAAGAAAAUCCCUCCGAGAAAAAAACACCCCGACGAUUACGAUACUUCUAUUAUCGACCUGAAAAAAGGUCUGCACUAAUGACCACUUUUUAAAAUCCCCGAGGGGAGAAACUACUUCAGGGAAAUAUUUAUUUUUUCAAUCCUUUAUUUCUCAAACCCAGUAAUUCCCCGACAAUUUUAAUUACCCUUAAAUUGCGUCAAUUAUCUCGUUCUAAAACACGAUCAAGUCAAUUAUAAUUUUGAAUGAAGUCCUGAAGUAAUAAUGAACCCGAAAUAAUUCAUCAAAGUUCCUCCCUCAAGAAAAUCCGAAAUUUCGAAAACCUAAAUAAUUAUUAACAGAGUUCAUUGAGGGUCGCACAGCAGCUCCUCAUCCCCUAGCAAUAUUUGUCAGAAAUAAUUUUUUCCCCACGCACUCACCCCCUCUCCAUCAUAACUGAUCAAUCCCCAAGAAGUCAAUGUUUCCCCCAACACCAUAACUCCUCCCCGUCGUUCCUCCCCAUCAAAAGAUCAAUCGAUCCCCCAGGACCGCGCGAUCCAUUUCUUGAGAGACUCUCCACCCCCUCCCCCAUAUGUAUAUUCACCGCUCCUCAUCCCUGAUCUCAUUUCCCCCGGUGCGGAAGCGCCGUGGCCCAGAGGUCGGACGCGAAGAAAAUCAAACCGUAAGAGACAGAGAAACUCCUCCACCUCGACACCCCCUUCCUCCCCCAACCCCCCCAAAAUACACCCCAUGCACAUGUCCUCAUUCAUCCUACAUCUCCACCCUAUCCCUUCCCCCUUUCUCCCCCUACCACAAAC